AUGGAAAACUCGCAAGAGAAUGAAGGGGUUCUGUUGAGCCAUCGGCGGCAUAUGGUCGGAUCAAUGCCAACGAGACGAGCAUCUGCUUUCAGUCGAAUUGAAAAUGUGGAACCUGUUGCUGAGAAUAUCGAGUUGCAAACACUUCCAAACAAGCAAAAGCAAAAGCAAACGCAGGUCGAGGAGGUUUCAACCACAACUGAAGCUGGAAUGUACUAUUUUGAAGAAGACCCAAAUAUGCUUCCUCCAAAGCGCUCAAUUGCUUUUAUAUUAAUCAACAACCUUAUGUGCGAAAUGACUGCAACUACAGCCUUACCGAUUUCAGCAGCGUAUACACAAUACCUGGGUGGAACGGACGCAUUUUCCGGUCUUGUAAUUGGUAUUCCAACCCUUGUUUCGUUAGCAUUUAUGUACCCAAUGCUUCUUUUCGCAAAUCCAAAAUCUGCUCAUGGGUAUACGCUCUAUUUCCGACCCUUGCUUAUAUCUUGCUUUUCACAAAUUAUUGGGCACAUGCUAUACAGCUUGGCAUAUCGUGCUCAUUGGGUCUAUUUAAUUUUGAUUGGACGUAUGUUUAACGGUAUUGGGUUUACGAUGUUUUUGUACCACAAAAAGUAUUUAGCCGACAAGGAAUUUGUCGGAAGGAACCGAUCAACCUUUCUUUCGACUUUGAAUAUCCUUGCUCAAACUUUGGGUUUCAUGUCAGGUGCUUUUAUAGGAGGUGUCUUGGCUAAAGCAUCCCGAAACAGUAAAAAUCUCUACUGGAAUGAAUACACCGCUGGCUCCUGGUUUAUGUUGAUUGCAUGGGCUGUGUAUAUGGUAUUUUUGAAACUGUUUUUCAAAGAGGUCUUACCAGUAAAUAACAGGGAUCUAACUCAAAGAGCGGAAGCAAAUCAAGGUCGAGGAAUCCGCUUGUCAUUUGUACAAAAAUGUUUUGUGGUCUUCCUGUUUUUAGCCGCUUUCUCUUGUUAUUUUACCGUCAUGGGAUACCAAACAAGUAUUCCUAUUUAUGCGAGUAGAGCGUACGACUACAAUCCCUUUCAAACAGGUAAUUUCUUAGCACUUUCCUCGCUCGUCGUAGCGCCUUUUAUUCUGUUUAGCACGCUCUUAUCCAGAUGGCUUGAAGAUCGCCAAAUUAUGUUACUUGGUGUUUUAUUGGGAACUAUAGCUCUCGUCGUGCAUUUGAUUUUAGAUGCUGUGCACAAGCUUCCUGUUCAGCCAUACUUUGUUAUUUAUUCUCUAAUGACCUUUGGUUUUGGUGUUGGCGCUGCUCCGUUUAUGUCUCUUUCCUCCAAGCAGCUUCACCCUAAAUUUCAAAUCUUGGUGAGCAUCGUUGUCCAAGUCGGUAUCUCUUUGGCUGACACUGUGGGCGCUAUUACGGGAGGUGCCAUUUACAAUAUAACAACAGUCGGUUUCAUUGCAAUGAAUUUGGGUUUGGCCGUGUUGGUGUUGAUUGCAUUAUUAUGUCUAUGGAACUCAAUCAAAGAGAAAACAACCUAA
Schizosaccharomyces osmophilus is the source of this 1494-nucleotide messenger RNA. RefSeq names its product transmembrane transporter. The coding region runs from base 1 to 1494 and encodes 497 amino acids. The record is from RefSeq and is a predicted model, not a curated record. Gene Ontology annotation, biological process: transmembrane transport. The transcript has a single exon. Gene Ontology annotation, molecular function: transmembrane transporter activity. NCBI's taxonomy places the organism in Eukaryota, Fungi, Ascomycota, Schizosaccharomycetes, Schizosaccharomycetales, Schizosaccharomycetaceae. Gene Ontology annotation, cellular component: membrane.